AUGGCUACCAGAACGCAGACGCUGCGCGACCGUCAAAUAGCGUCCAUCGAGCGAAUACUAAGCCUCAACCACGAUGCGCCAGUUGCCGAAGGUGCCAGCAAAGACCCGAGCACCGGGCAAUACCAGAUCGAUGCCUUACUGAACGAAGAAGGCGAGCCAGUGUGGAAGGUCCUGGUGUUCGACAACCUUGGACGCGAUGUCAUUAGCAGUGUACUCCGAGUCAACGAUCUACGCAGUAAGGGGAUCACCAUUCACCUUAACAUAAACUCGACCCGAUUUCCCAUUCCCGAUGUGCCAGUGUUAUAUCUGGUGGAGCCGACAGCUGUCAACAUACAGCUCAUAUGCUCUGACCUAGCCCGAGGCCUAUACUCGCCAGCCUAUGUCAAUUUCAUCUCCUCGGUACCCCGAACAAUUCUCGAAGACUUCGCUGCGCAGAUUGCGUCGACAAAUACUGCUGAGAGCAUCGCGCAGGUCUAUGACCAAUAUCUAAAUUUCAUCGUUGCAGAACCAGAUUUGUUUAGUCUGGGAAUGGGAAAAGAGUCCUACUGGACCUUUAACAGCGCAAAAAUCGAGGAGGCUGUGCAAGAUGCGGCCAUUGACAAGAUUGUCAGUGGCCUUUUCUCGGUCAGUGUCACAAUGGGUGCGGUACCCAUCAUUCGCUGUCCGCAGACCGAGUUGGCGAAGAUGAUUGCAACAAAGCUGGACCGGAAAUUGCGGGACCACGUUCUCAACUCGAAAGACAACCUCUUCACCAAACAACAAAGCAACACCUAUGCCACGCCGUCGAGGCCGGUAUUGGUUAUAUUGGAUCGGAAUGUCGAUUUGGUCCCAAUGCUGUCUCACUCGUGGACAUAUCAAUCUCUGGUUCAUGAUGUGCUCAAAAUGCAUCUCAACAGAAUCACCGUGGAAGUGUCAGAUGAGCAAAAUCCUGAGGCGAAACCUCGGUCUUACGACUUGAAUGCUUCAGACUUCUUUUGGGCGCGGAACGCAAGCGCGCCUUUCCCCCAAGUUGCGGAAGACAUCGACAAAGAGAUUACAAAAUACCAAUCAGACGCCGAAGAGGUGACCAAGAAAACCGGUGUUAAUAGCAUUGAAGAUCUCGACGACUCUUCGGCAUCUGCCGCACAGUUGAAAGCUGCCAUAACAUUACUGCCCGAGUUGCGCGAGCGGAAAGCCACUCUUGACAUGCACAUGAACAUCGCCACGGCGCUUCUGAAGGGGAUCAAGGACCGUCAGCUGGACAACUUCUUUCAGAUUGAGGAGGAUAUCACGAAGCAGAAUGGUAAUGAAGUCCUCGCUUUAAUCAAGGCCGCUGACAAAGGUGCGAAUCCUCUCGACAAGUUGCGCCUUUUUAUCAUCUGGUACUUAUCAGUUGAUCGGGAGCCCACGAAAACCGAGCUAGCCGAGUUCGAAGCGGCUCUGAAGGAGGCCGGAUGCACAGAGACGGUGGCGGCCAUCAAACACAUCUCGAACGUGCGACUCGAGACUCGAGGUACCAUGAUGACUUCGAGCGUCUCAUCUCAACCACAACAAUCAGCCGCGCCCCUUUUUGGAGGCUUAUCAUCGCUGUCGAAGAAUUUUACGGACAAGCUGGCCUCCAACAUUCCAGGUGUUAAUGUAAACCUUGAUUCUUUGCUAUCGGGUGUCAAGAACUUAAUGCCAGCAAACAAGGAUCUUACUGUCACCAAGAUCGUUGAGUCCAUCAUGGAUCCACCUGCAGCUUCGUCAUCUGCUAUCGCCAUGACGGAGAACUAUCUUUACUUUGACCCACGAAGUGCGCAUGCCCGAGGUACCACCGGCGUGCCAGGAUCUGCCUCACGACCUGGCACAGCACAAGGCGGCGCCGGUGGUGCGCAGCCUAGCUUUGGGCAACGGAGACAAGGCUAUACGGAGGCUAUUGUUUUCACUAUCGGUGGUGGUAGUAUGGACGAAUACGGAAAUUUGCAAGAGUGGGUGAAGCGGACGACCGCACAAGGACAUGGUGGGAGCGGUGUUACGGCAAAGACUAGACGGGUCGUAUAUGGCAGUACAGAAUUGGUAAAUGGCGAGGACUUUUUGGGCGAGCUGGUGAGAUUGGGGUCCGAAGGCUGA
Messenger RNA from Cyphellophora europaea CBS 101466, 2091 nucleotides. RefSeq lists its product as uncharacterized. The transcript is spliced from 3 exons. Gene Ontology annotation, cellular component: Golgi membrane; cytosol. The coding region runs from base 1 to 2091 and encodes 696 amino acids. Gene Ontology annotation, molecular function: syntaxin binding. NCBI's taxonomy places the organism in Eukaryota, Fungi, Ascomycota, Eurotiomycetes, Chaetothyriales, Cyphellophoraceae. The record is from RefSeq and is a predicted model, not a curated record. Gene Ontology annotation, biological process: endoplasmic reticulum to Golgi vesicle-mediated transport; intracellular protein transport.